Molecule: messenger RNA, 2097 nt
Organism: Jatropha curcas
Lineage: Eukaryota; Viridiplantae; Streptophyta; Magnoliopsida; Malpighiales; Euphorbiaceae
Product: 2,3-bisphosphoglycerate-independent phosphoglycerate mutase
Biological process (GO): glucose catabolic process
Cellular component (GO): cytoplasm
Molecular function (GO): manganese ion binding
Source: RefSeq, a predicted model, not a curated record
UAAAUCCAACGGCGACAGUUCCUGAUUUAAUACUUUUAACCCACAGAUCCAUAAACGCACUGGUCUUGGUUUUCACUUUUCUCCGUCUUUUUGCUUGAUUUUUAUUAAUCCAAAGCCUUCAUUCUGUGUCUUGUUUGAUUUUGCUGGUCAAUUCCUUGAAAGAAAGAGAGAUGGGAAGCUCUGGAGAAUUCACAUGGAAAUUGGCGGAUCACCCAAAGCUUCCCAAGGGGAAGACAAUAGCAAUGGUGGUUUUGGAUGGUUGGGGUGAGGCUAAACCCGAUCAGUAUAACUGUAUCCAUGUUGCUGAAACUCCUACUAUGGAUUCUUUCAAAAAGACUGCUCCAGAGAGAUGGAGAUUGAUUAGGGCUCAUGGCAAAGCUGUGGGUCUUCCAACUGAAGAUGACAUGGGCAACAGUGAAGUUGGUCACAACGCUCUUGGUGCUGGACGUAUUUAUGCUCAAGGUGCUAAGCUCGUGGACCUUGCUCUUGCCUCUGGAAAAAUAUAUGAUGAUGUGGGAUUUAAGUACAUAAAGGAAAGUUUUGAAACUGGCACUCUGCACCUCAUUGGCUUACUCAGUGAUGGUGGAGUUCAUUCUAGGCUUGAUCAGUUGCAGUUGCUGCUAAAAGGCGCUGCUGAACGUGGUGCUAAACGAAUCCGUGUUCAUAUUCUUACUGAUGGACGUGAUGUUAUUGAUGGCACAAGUGUUGGCUUUGUAGAAACUCUUGAGAAAGACCUUGAAAAUUUACGUCAAAAAGGUGUUGAUGCACAGAUUGCAUCUGGAGGAGGGCGCAUGUAUGUUACAAUGGAUCGUUAUGAGAAUGACUGGAAUGUUGUGAAACGAGGAUGGGAUGCUCAGGUUCUUGGUGAAGCCCCACACAAGUUUCGAAAUGCUGUUGAGGCUGUCAAGAAACUAAGGGAAGCUCCUAAAGCUAAUGACCAGUACUUGCCUCCAUUUGUCAUUGUUGAUGAGAAUGGAAAGCCUGUUGGCCCAAUUGUGGAUGGUGAUGCUGUUGUCACAUUCAACUUCCGUGCAGAUCGUAUGGUUAUGCUUGCUAAGGCACUUGAAUAUGAGAAUUUUGACAAAUUUGAUCGGGUUAGAUUCCCUAAAAUCCGUUAUGCUGGAAUGCUUCAGUACGAUGGUGAGCUGAAGCUUCCUAGCCAUUACCUCGUAUCUCCUCCAGAGAUAGAAAGAACAUCUGGUGAAUAUUUAGUGCAUAAUGGUGUUCGCACCUUUGCUUGCAGUGAGACUGUCAAAUUUGGCCAUGUCACUUUCUUCUGGAAUGGAAAUCGCUCUGGUUAUUUCAAUCCAGAGAUGGAGGAAUAUGUUGAAAUUCCCAGCGAUGUUGGAAUUACAUUCAAUGUGCAGCCAAAGAUGAAGGCUGUUGAGAUUGCAGAGAAGGCAAGGGAUGCUAUCCUCAGUGGCAAAUUCCACCAGGUUCGUGUUAACCUGCCAAAUGGCGACAUGGUUGGACACACAGGAGAUAUUGAAGCCACAGUUGUUGCAUGCAAGGCAGCUGAUGAUGCUGUCAAGAUGAUCAUUGAUGCUAUAGAGAAAGUUGGUGGAAUAUAUGUUAUUACUGCAGAUCAUGGCAAUGCUGAGGACAUGGUAAAGAGGGACAAGUCAGGGAAACCUCUUCUUGACAAGAAUGGCAAUAUUCAGAUAUUGACAUCUCAUACGCUUGAGCCAGUGCCUAUUGCAAUUGGAGGUCCUGGAUUGGCACCUGGUGUCAGAUUCCGCAAUGAUGUUCCCACCGGUGGACUUGCAAAUGUGGCUGCAACUGUUAUGAAUCUCCAUGGAUUCGAGGCUCCUAGCGAUUAUGAGCCUACUCUAAUUGAAGUAGUCAACAACUAGGAUUAAUGUAAACCCAAGAAUUCAAUUUUAGUUUUUUGCUUAAAUUUUGAUUGGCAAGCGGAAGUCUUACCAUGUACGGCAAGUUAUCGGAUUAAAUAAGCGAUUUUGAGUAAGCUUGCUGCUGGGGUUGGCUCCCUAUUUUGGAUUUCGGAUACACACUUACCGUAUAUCCCGUUCGAGAUUUGAAUGGACGGUGUAUUUAUAAAUUUUCUAUGUUAUUGUCAUCGGUAUUUGCAUUUUCUUA